CCACACAGGGAAAUCAUCGACCGUAAAUUUCGGACGCUAUCGGUCCCUUCUAUAGCUUCUUCUUUCUAUCAUGAAAUGAUAAAACCAAUCCCUUUCGGUUCCGUGUUGUUUCCUCAACUCUCCACAUUUAAUACGCUGCUUCAGUUGGAUUGAGUCUUCUCUUCUCUUCUCUCCCACUUGUUCCUUCUGGCCGAGCAAGCUUCUCCUUCCAUCCACUCUGCAAUGGCGAACUUCUUCUCCAACAAGAUCAGGCUCUCUUCCUCUCUACUCAAACGAUUCCAACGGCACGCAACCAGUGCUACUCCCUCGCUGUUCAUCGCCAGAUCUUACACAACCGAAGGCAACCGUCCUACCAUGAUCCACAAGCGCAGCCUUGACAUUCUCCAUGACCCAUUGUUCAAUAAGGGAACAGCUUUUACCACGACAGAACGGGAUCGUCUUGAUCUACGAGGAUUGCUCCCUCCAAAUGUUAUGUCUACUGAACUACAGAUUGAGCGCUUCAUGGUUGAUUUAAAGAGGCUUCAAGUGCAAGCAAGAGAUGGACCCUCUGAUCCAAAUGCUUUGGCCAAGUGGCGGAUACUCAACCGCUUGCAUGACAGAAAUGAGACCAUGUACUAUAAGGUUUUGAUUGCGAACAUUGAGGAAUAUGCCCCUGUAGUGUACACUCCAACUGUAGGUCUUGUUUGUCAGAACUACAGUGGUUUAUUUAGAAGGCCAAGAGGAAUGUAUUUUAGUGCUGAAGAUCGUGGAGAAAUGAUGUCUAUGGUUUAUAACUGGCCAGCUGAUCAGGUUGAUAUGAUUGUCGUUACUGAUGGUAGCAGAAUUCUGGGUCUUGGUGAUCUUGGGGUUCAAGGAAUUGCCAUUGCAAUUGGAAAGUUGGAUUUGUAUGUUGCGGCAGCAGGAAUAAACCCUCAAAGGGUACUUCCUGUGAUGAUUGAUGUUGGGACUAACAAUGAGAAGCUACUUAAAGAUCCAUUAUGGCUUAAAGUUAUAUGUUUCACUUUUCUCACUGGUGCUUCCUGUGGUCUUCUUUGUACAUGGCUAAAUCAUCUGAAACGAUUUUCUACCAUUUUUUCCUCAAUAGAUCUGGGAUUGCCACAGCACCGUCUUGAAGGGGAUGAUUAUCUUGCGGUUAUAGAUGAAUUCAUGCAAGCUGUCUUUACUCGUUGGCCACAUGUUAUUGUGCAGUUCGAAGAUUUCCAAAGCAAGUGGGCAUUUAAGUUAUUGCAGAGGUAUAGAAGUACCUACAGGAUGUUCAAUGAUGAUGUGCAGGGAACAGCUGGAGUUGCAAUCGCUGGACUUCUUGGUGCUGUGAGAGCACAAGGAAGGCCUAUGAUUGACUUUCCAAAAAUGAAGAUUGUUGUUGCUGGUGCUGGAAGUGCAGGAAUUGGUGUUCUUAAUGCUGUAAGGAAAACAAUGGCAAGGAUGUUGGGUAAUACUGAAGUAGCUUUUGAGAGUGCAAAGAGUCAAUUCUGGGUUGUUGACGCUGAGGGUUUAAUUACAGAAGAACGUGAAAAUAUUGAUCCAGAGGCCCUCCCUUUUGCAAGAAAUGUGAGAGAAGCUGGUCGUCAAGGACUGAGGGAAGGUGCAAGCCUUGUGGAAGUGGUAAAGCAAGUGAAGCCUGAUGUUCUUUUAGGAUUAUCUGCUGUUGGAGGAUUGUUCUCAAAAGAGGUGCUAGAAGCCCUCAAGGAUUCAACAUCUACAAGACCAGCUGUAUUUGCCAUGUCAAACCCGACAAAUAAUGCUGAAUGCACCCCUGAGGAGGCAUUCUCCAUUUUGGGUUAUAACAUUAUAUUUGCAAGUGGGAGUCCAUUCAAUGACGUUGAUCUUGGAAAUGGUCAUGUUGGUCACUGCAACCAGGGAAACAACAUGUACCUCUUUCCAGGCAUUGGUCUUGGAACUCUUUUAUCUGGGGCUAGGAUAAUCUCUGAUGGUAUGCUGCAGGCUGCUGCUGAGUGUCUCGCUGCAUACAUGAGUGAAGAAGAGGUUGUCCAUGGAAUUAUAUACCCGCCAAUACCUAGAAUUCGAGAUAUAACAAAGGAGAUUGCCACAGCUGUUAUAAUGGAAGCUGUAGAGGAGGAACUAGCAGAGGGAUACCGCAAUAUGGAUGCUCGAGAUCUUGCCAAACUUAGUAAGGAACAACUUUUGGAAUAUGUGAACAAGAACAUGUGGACUCCAGACUACCCAAAAUUGGUUUACAAGGACGAUUAAAUAAACCAUGAGAGCCAGAGCAUAGCUACGAUUUACUGACUUUAACCAAUUUCUCAUGCACUGUUCGACCUGCGCUCUUGGAUCAUUCAAUUGAUGCAAAAAAUUUGCAUCGCUUGUGUGAAUUCCCAGGAAUUAUGUGUGUGUGCAUGUAUAUAUAUGUAUUUUUCAUUACCUUAGCAAUAAUAAAAGAUUUGAAGUUA
This is a messenger RNA of Prosopis cineraria, 2411 nucleotides long. RefSeq names its product NAD-dependent malic enzyme 62 kDa isoform, mitochondrial. Gene Ontology annotation, cellular component: mitochondrion. The record is from RefSeq and is a predicted model, not a curated record. NCBI's taxonomy places the organism in Eukaryota, Viridiplantae, Streptophyta, Magnoliopsida, Fabales, Fabaceae. The transcript is spliced from 20 exons. The coding region runs from base 223 to 2211 and encodes 662 amino acids. Gene Ontology annotation, biological process: malate metabolic process; pyruvate metabolic process. Gene Ontology annotation, molecular function: NAD binding; malate dehydrogenase (decarboxylating) (NAD+) activity.